AUGUACUACGACACUUUUUUUUUUUUAACGAAGAAAAAACGUAAAAUCAACUCCUCUGGUGGAGAGGGUCAGUGGUGCUGCAAAUAUUCAAAAAUGCAAGCGACGAAGCAAUUUUCUGCAGGAUUUACAUGCCAUGGUAAUCCCGCUUUUUCCCUGUUUUCUUCUAUAUCGAGUAUUCUGUGUGCACGCGUAGCAAGUUACUUGGAUUAUAUACGUGAUACACACCAUCAGGCUCGUGGCACAAUUCAUGUAACACAUGUGUUUUUGGCCAGCAAACCAUUAGCCCUCAUCAGCGGAGGCUUCACAAUUGUUGUGGAAGGGGAGCAGCACCUGGGGUUCUUCUUACUUCAAGAUCGUUUUCGGUUUACCGCACUGAUCUUGGUUUUUGCGUGGUAUGAGUACCCCGUUGUGGCUCAACUUUUUUUUUUGUUAUGGGAAGCACCGGUUAUGCGCCUGCAGAUCUGGGUAGCUUGUGGGUCACGCUUCUCUCCAGAGAUUAAUGGCGAUACUACGUUUUACCCCUUUCGUUUGUUUGUGUUCUUGCUGUUAUCUGUGUUAUUAUCGAUGCUGAUAUGA
Trypanosoma brucei brucei TREU927 is the source of this 576-nucleotide messenger RNA. RefSeq lists its product as hypothetical. The record is from RefSeq and is a predicted model, not a curated record. Bases 1 to 576 code for a protein of 191 amino acids. The transcript has a single exon. Lineage: Eukaryota; Euglenozoa; Kinetoplastea; Trypanosomatida; Trypanosomatidae.